AUGGAUAACUUUUUUUUUUCUUAUGAUAAUUAUAAUAAUAAAAACUAUAAAAUAAAAGAAUUAUUGUAUAGGAAAUUUAAAUUAAAUAAUGAUUAUAAAGUUGAGACCCUUAAAGAUAUAGAGCAGUUCAGUUUAAUCUUUUUAAAAAAUAUCCCUUAUUCAACAUUGGAUGCAACUGCAGGUCAAGAUGAAUAUAAUAUCGAUUAUACAAUAUCAUGUAUCGAAAAAGGAGGUAUAUGCACACAACUAAACAUACUUUUUGGAUUGUUUUUAAAAGAGGUAUUGGGUUUAAAAGUAUUUUUAAUGAAAUCGGUUGAAGUUUCAAAGCAUAAUAUUAUAAAAGAAUUUGGAUUACAUGUUCAUAACGUUUUUAUUUGGACCAAUGGUAAGAAAUUUCUUUAA
Molecule: messenger RNA, 402 nt
Organism: Dictyostelium purpureum
Lineage: Eukaryota; Evosea; Eumycetozoa; Dictyosteliales; Dictyosteliaceae
Exons: 2
Coding region: 1-402 (133 amino acids)
Molecular function (GO): acetyltransferase activity
Source: RefSeq, a predicted model, not a curated record